GGGCCGUGGCAUUGCCCAUGUUUUUAUUUUGUGUAGGUGUGGCCGAGCAAAUGAUUCAUGGCCCCUGGUAGCGUUGGGUAGGUGAGAGCGUUUCAGACUGGGUCUUCUUUGAUUUACCAUUUGUUCUGUAAGCAGUGCACAGGAAUAGUGUUUGAUUUAUGACAUCAACAGCCUGAUAAUAUCGAUCUGCUGCCUGAAACAUCUGGAAAGACUAAAUGGACUUUAAAACAGUUCACAAUCAGAAAUAAACAAACUGAAACGUGUGGUAUUUCGAUGAAGCAGCUUGCUGUUCUUUGUCUGUCUGGAUUGGAAAUAUUCACCUUUAACACCUGAUGAGGCUGGACUUCGGAGGCUGAGAAAGAGUCAUAGGCGCUCAUCUUCAGCCAGCCGGACGCCAGCAUUGUACCGAGACCAUGACAGAGCCUAAGGUGCCUUUGCCAGUGGCUGGCGUAACGUGGGCGCGGGUGUGCAAGGAAUGUGGGCAGUACCACGAAGGUCAUGACAGUCACUUGUUUGAAUACCAGGAUGAGGUGGAUGAUGAACUGGUGUGCCACAUUUGCCUCCAGCCUCUUUUGCAGCCAAUGGACACGCCGUGCGGCCACACAUACUGCUUCCAGUGCCUCAGCAACUUUCUCCACGAUCAAGACUUUUGCCCCGUAGACCGCCAGCGGCUUCAGUUACAGCAUUGCCGUACGUCUAGCCUCCUGGUGCGCAACCUGCUGGACAAACUCACCGUGAUGUGCCCGUUUCGCAGCGAGUGCCAGCAUAGCAUGCAGCGUUGUGAAUUGCAGCCCCAUCUGCACAACAGAUGUCCUGCAUUCAGACGGCUCAGGGAGGAGGCAGAAAAAAGGAAGAGACCAUCCUGGAACGAGUUAAAGGGAAGCAAAUCAGAUGGAGAUUUAGCUGAUACAAAAUCCACGCCAAUCUCACGCACCACUCAACCUUCUGGACCCACAGAACCUGGCUUGGUCAAUCCCGCCUAUGAGGAGGGGGAAGACGAUACCCCUCUGAGGUCCAGUCUUGUAGCAGAGGCGACCGUGGUUGAGCUGAUUCGAGAGGAUCCAGAGGAGGGUUUGGGAUUGCGUAUAGUUGGAGGGAAGGACUCGCCCUUGGGUAACAUCGUCAUCCAGGAGAUUGUGCGUGAUUCACUGGCUGCUCGAGAUGGCAAGCUGGCCCCGGGAGAUCACAUUCUAGAGGUUAAUGACGUCAGUCUGGCAUCUGUACCCCACAGUCGUGCCAUCUCUGUACUGCGGCUGUCGGGUUCUCGCCUCAGGCUGACCGUCAUGCAGGAAAAGGGCUUCAAGCCCCGUCCCGAACAUCUCGCACAACCCUCAGCCUCACCCCCGACACAGCCAGCUAAUCCCAACCAGAACCCUGGCACCGUCAUACAAGUCACCCUGGUAAAGCGUGACCGCUCUGAACCACUGGGCAUCAAACUCAUCAGAAAGUCUGAGGAGCCAGGGGUCUUCAUCCUGGACUUGCUACCUGGAGGCCUGGCUGCCAAAGAUGGGAAACUGCGGAACAAUGACAAGGUGCUGGGCAUAAAUGGACAUGACUUGAGACACGGUACCCCUGAGAGCGCUGCUACAAUCAUACAGGCAAGUGAAAUGAGGGUGAACUUUGUAGUGAUGAGGUGUCCUGAUCCCGCUGAGGAGGGGGGUGAGGGACAGAGCAGAGGAGCCAGGAGGGUCCCCGAGCAACAGUACUUCAGACGACGCUCCACCUUUACGAAGGAGCCUCCAGGUGGCUUUUCCAGUCAAGAAAAAACAGUGACUCUGAAAAAGGAACCUCGACACUCUCUAGGCAUCACCAUUGCAGGUGGGAGAGACGGUCGCAGCCGUUUGCCCGUCUAUAUCACCAGUGUGCAGCCGGUGGGCUGCCUACACAGAGAUGGCACCAUUAAAACAGGUGAUAUAUUGCUGAGUAUAAAUGGUAUUGACUUGACCCAGCUGACCUACAAUGAGGCGGUGACAAUCCUAAAAACCCAGGCCGCUCAGAGUACCGUGACACUGCGAGUCAUUCAAACCUUCACUGAUGAGGAAGAACAGGAUGGAGAGUCCAGCAGCAGGGAAGACAUGGACACGCAGGAGGGGACCAAAGAGGAUGAUAUUAACUGGGUUCCUCUCUGGACCCGCUGGCUAGGCCUGCCCAGCUACAUGCACUGGUGUCGUGAUAUCAUGCUGAUGAAGACCAACUGUGAGAGCUGGGGCUUCAGUAUCGUCGGGGGGUAUGAGGAGAGCCGUGGCCAGCAGCCCUUCUUCAUUAAGACCAUAGUGCCUGGAACACCAGCCCAUUUUGAUGGCCGUCUCAAUUGUGGUGAUGAAAUCGUGGCUGUAAAUGGACUCACUACAGUCGGCAUGAAUAACUCCUCCCUGAUCCCCAUGCUGAAACUGCAGAAGAACAAAGUCACAUUGACCGUGGUCUCGUGGCCGGGCAGUUUGGUUUAACACUUGCCUAUUAUCGUACAACUUUUACUUUUUCUACCACAAACUGGAUGCACAGAUCUAUUAUAAUAGAAAAAUCUAUUAUUUUUGUCCUUCCUUAAGAACAGGUUGAACUUAAAUCAGGGACCAUAGCUAAUAAUCUUUGAUCCAGAUUUAAAGCCACACAGGAAGGUUAUUAUUUAAUCCACCGCACUAUAGAGGUAGUAGUGUUUCACAGGUAUUUAAUGUUCUCUGCUUAGCUGUAAUGAUGCAGGAUGUUGACUUAGGGGAAAUAUUAAUCUCCUGUUUGAACAAGUUUUAAAUUGAGACAUUUUAACUUUGAACCAGCUUUCUGUCUGGGACAUUUUUUUUAGAAUGGAACAUUUAAGACUGUAUUUACAUAUAUUAACAUUAAGAAUCUUGUAGAUGGUUUAUGAAUGACUUCAAAUGGUCAGUUAUGUGUCAUUUUGACACUGUGUUCAAUUUGGCUGGAUUGAUGCUGUUAUGUGUUCGGAGCGUAUUUACACUAGUGUAAAAUUGUGUAGUUGCUGUUGGGGAAUUAGGAUGGGCCGUUUUCUAAACCCACAGCUUGGCUUGUAUAAAAUAUUUCUUGGAAUUUUUCUCUUGGGUGCCUUGCAUAUAAAUAUGUACAAACGCACACUGAUCCACCCUUGCCUUAAUUGCCUGUAUACCAAAAAUUCCAUCUUCCAAUCUUUUAAUCCUUUUUCUGAAUAUUUUUGAGACCUGUUCGUUAUACAUUUCAGUGAUUUGAUGUGCUCUCUUCGGAAUAGCAUAGCAGUGGAAAAGUGUUGCAAUGAUGAAAGAAUAAAGACUCAGUUUUAUGCCA
This is a messenger RNA of Triplophysa dalaica, 3270 nucleotides long. It is a transcript of the gene lnx2b, whose product is annotated as ligand of numb-protein X 2b. The record is from RefSeq and is a predicted model, not a curated record. Bases 414 to 2447 code for a protein of 677 amino acids. Gene Ontology annotation, molecular function: protein binding; metal ion binding; ubiquitin-protein transferase activity. Lineage: Eukaryota; Metazoa; Chordata; Actinopteri; Cypriniformes; Nemacheilidae. The transcript has 10 exons.